Molecule: messenger RNA, 420 nt
Organism: Rangifer tarandus platyrhynchus (Svalbard reindeer)
Lineage: Eukaryota; Metazoa; Chordata; Mammalia; Artiodactyla; Cervidae
Source: the annotation of a GenBank genome assembly
AUGGCUGAAAUGAUGGAGUCUGAGAUUGAGCAAAGCUUCCAAACUGUUACUUCUUGGAAGAAAAAUAAGGAACAAGAACAAUUCCGUAAACUCUUUAUUGGCGGCUUGAGCUCUGAAACCACAGAAGAAAGUCUGAGGAACUACUACAAGCAGUGGGGAAAGCUUAUAAGCUGUGAGAUCAUAAGGGACCAUGCAAGCAAAAGAUCAAGAGGGUUUGGUUUUGUCACCUUUUCGUCCAUGGCUGAAGUGGAUGCUGCCAUGGCUGCCAGACCUCAUUCUAGUGAUGGGAAAACAAUUGCCCCCAAACGUGCUGUCCCAAGAGAGGAAUCUGGACAGCGAGGGGUUUUCCUGACUGUGAAGAAGCUGUUUGUUGGUGGAAUUAAAGAUACCGAGGAACAUCAUCUUAGAGAUUACUUUUGA